This is a messenger RNA of Culex pipiens pallens (northern house mosquito), 7372 nucleotides long. It is a transcript of the gene XRCC1, whose product is annotated as DNA repair protein XRCC1. Gene Ontology annotation, biological process: double-strand break repair via nonhomologous end joining; single strand break repair; base-excision repair. Lineage: Eukaryota; Metazoa; Arthropoda; Insecta; Diptera; Culicidae. Bases 143 to 2119 code for a protein of 658 amino acids. Gene Ontology annotation, cellular component: nucleus. The transcript has 3 exons. Gene Ontology annotation, molecular function: damaged DNA binding. The record is from RefSeq and is a predicted model, not a curated record.
CACGCGUUUUUGCCGCGGCAUUCAAAAAUUUGCUUUUGUUGAUCAACAAGAAGAACACGAAACAACUUGAAAAUUUACACGCAAGUUCGUUUUUAAAUUUUGAAUGUUUUACGUGAAAUUGUACAGUGUUUAGUCCCUCAAAAUGCCAACCGUGUCGCUCGCUUCCGUCGAGAGUUUCAGCAGCGAAGAUCCGAACUUCCCUGCCUCAAACCUGCUCGCCAAGGAAACGCGCCGGUGGAAGUGCCGCGACGCGGGUGAAAAGAGCGCCUUCGUCGUGUUCCGGCUGGACGGGGGCGCCGUUUGCAUCACCGGAAUCGACAUCGGCAACGAGCACUCGGCGUUCGUGGAGGUGCUGGUGGGACGGAGUGGUCCUGCCGUGCCGGAGUUUAGGGAGAUACUGCUCACCUCGUCGUUUAUGAGUCCGAUCGAGAGCCGCAACUCCACGAACAGCGGCCGGGUGCGAUGCUUCACGGCGAAGGAACUGGUCGAGUCGGUGGCCAAGGAGCGGUGGGAUUUGGUGAAGGUUAUUUGUACGCAGCCGUUCAACAGUCGGGUUCAGUACGGGGUGGCGUUUGUGACGCUGCACUCGGCUGGGGGAGAGCGGAAGGACAAACCGCUGGUUCCGGCCGCGUUUCAGCGGCAGAUUCAGGAGGAGGGUUUGAAGAAGGAACCUUCGCGGGUGGUGCAGCUGGGGAGGUUUAAGAUUCGGGAGGAAUCUCCCGAUUCGGACGAGGGAAGUGAGGGGUUGUUUGCGCGUUGGAAAGCGGCACGAUCCGGUGCGGAUUCGCAACCUGUCGCGAGUAAACCCGCAACGACCCCGGCAAGGGCUGCGACGUCUACGGCGGCAGCGAUUCGAGAUGCUUCUACGCCGGCGGCCAUCCGGAACUCGUUGGCCUCCCCGCAACCAGCUAAGACGACCAAAAUCACACCAAAGCCGAAGCCACGACUCUUUGACGACGAUGACGAAGCGACGGUCAAGCCUCGGGACCGCAAUCGGGACGCCCUGCUGUACGACAAGGACGACGACAAGCCGAACGAAAAGCUAGAGCGCAAGCUGGCCGAAGAUCGUGCCCGGAAGCAGCGCGAAAAAGACGCCAAAGAGGAGCGUGAGAAACGAGAGCGGUCCUUUUCGGAGAAAAAGAAGGAGAAGCUGCACGACACUUCGGCGACCAAGUUCAAGAACUUCCUCUUUGACGAACCGGAAACGUCGUCGGAGAAGAAGAGCUCCAGCGAGAAGGAUCGUCGCAAGGACGAGGAAGCGAAGCGGAGUCGCGAUCGGGAGAAAAAGUCGUCGCCGGAGCGGAAGAAGCGACCGACGGAGUCGUCCUCCGGUAGUCGGGACAGAACAUCCGACGUCAAGAAGCCAAAACUGGACAAAGUUCAGGAUCGAGACGAAGAAGAAGAGCGACCGCGAAAGCCAGUAACGUACAAGCCGUUCAACAAGUUGCUUGAAAAGGUGGUCCUCGUGAUUAGCGGGAUUCAGAAUCCGGACCGGGCCAACCUGCGCAAUCAGGCCCUAGCCAUGGGCGCCAAGUACAAGUCCGACUGGGACUCAAGCUGCACGCAUUUGAUUUGCGCCUUCAAAAACACCCCCAAGUACAACCAGGUCCACGGCCAGGGCAAGAUCGUCCGCAAGGGCUGGAUCGAACGGUGCCACGCCCUGCGCAAGCGCCUCUCGUGGCGCAAGUUCGCCCUCGACUCCGACGACGCGGAGCGCUCGGACUCCGAGGGUGAAAUCGUGGACGAAGCGCGUCGGCCAAGCCAGGAUCCGCCUCAACGCGAUUCUCCGGUUAAAGUUCCCUCCCCCCGCAAGGAAACGGACGAGGAAGCGCUGGCGCACUACGAUCUGGACGAUGUGGCGAUCGUGGAGGACAAGCCGCCCACGUACGAACUGUCCGGGUCGGACACGGAGGAGGAAAUCGAGCGCGUUAAGCAGAAGCAGCGCGAGCAGACCAAGGAUAGGAGUGAGGUGUACGAUAAGAGUACGGAGGAGGAAGAGGGGCGGAAUGGUGGUGAGGAGAAGGAGAAGCAGUUGGACUUUUUCAAGCGGAAACGGUUCCUGCUGGAUGACGAAGUGGGCGCCGUGGACGUGAUCAAGCUGGAGCGCAGGACUACAUGACAUGGAUCUCCAAAGAUUUCUCUCGACAUAUUUUUUUAAGAUCACAAACUUAUCGUCACAAAAUUGUUAAUUUAAAGCUGUUAUUUUUCCCCUCUCUUUUAAAAUAAACUGUUCGGUAAAUCACUCUUCGGAGGUUGAAACCUAGUCCGUUUCACCAAAAAAGGUGUAAAUCAAGCAUUCCGAGCAUGUAUCGAGUCACGUCGAAUGUGUGCAAACUGUGUUGGUAACCACAACGCUUAUUAUCGCGAGUGCACCGCUACAAAGGUCUACCACAGACAAACAGACGUGACUCUCCAUACAAAUUAUUUUUGAAAUCCAUCGUCCUUAAUCAACCCCACCAAACCACGGCGACGCCAGCGCUGCCUGGUGAGCUGAUGCCGAAGCGCAGCCCAAACAUACCAAUACAAAUCCAUUACUGUCAUGUGUCAUGUCAGUGUAUGAGUGAGACAAUCAAGCCUUAACGAUUGUAAACAUCAACAGCUGACCGACAUAAUUUUGUUGAUGCUGAUCGUCAGUACCCGAUGCAAAAAAUAAAAAUCAACGUCGAAGAUGACGGUGAAUCAGUUCCGUUUCCAAUGGCAGAACCUCAUGAGCCAAAUCAUGCGGCAGCAACGACGCACUACAACCGCAACGAUAGAGAUCAAACCACUGGUCCUCCCCGUUGCUUCUAAGUUCUGUCGAAGAUUCCUCCUCUCCCAGGUUUGGAAACAUCCGCGGGGAACGUGUCCACGGCGCAGUUAAGUUGCGCCAAACAACAAAAGCAAGGCCAAAAAAUGCUGCCGUUAAAUUUAUAUCGAAACAGAACCACAGAAACUGAACUGUGGAAAAAAAAUUGAGUGGCGCAACAUCGCCAAAAGGCCAAAAGGACGACCAGCAGCAGCAAUCUGAGCAGCAGUCCACGAAGGAUAAGCAGGUUGCUCCGAAUGAGAUGACUCCUUCGCAGUAGCGGGCGCUUAGCAGCGGUCUCGACAUCGGCAGGCAGUUGAACAGGCCUACCGGGUUAAUAUUGGGGCAAGAAGCUAUGGCCAAGGCUGCCCCAACCUUUUCCUGCAAAGCCUGGAUUGUGAUUCACCGUUAGAUUUCCUGAAUUCCAUAAAUUUUUGUGUUCUCAUUUGCUGCCUCGCACGUGCUCACGCUCAACUUAAAAACAAAAACAAGCAUCACACACACUGAGAAAAGACGGGUGAGCUGUCACGACAGCAGCGCCAUCAGCGCCGGGUGAGUGGAUGCCGAAACAAAAUUGCAUUUGAAAUAACCGUUUUGAAGGACGAUGGUCCGACACUCGAGUGUCCCGUCUGUUUGUCUGUGGGUCUACUAUCUCGAAUUUGAUGGAAUAGCAGAGAGAAAACCAACAACCUGCGAAUAUAUUGAGAUAAGCAGAUUGUAUUGAGAUUAGUGUUGGAAGCACACACACACACAUACACAUGACAUAAAAGACAAGGUUCACCUCCGUGUACGCACGAGAGCAAGCAGCAGUGAAGUGCUCAGUGCUCUAUCGUUUUUCGGAUUUUUUCGCUGUAGGGGCAGGGGGGGGGGGGCAGAAUGGGCCACCCUUGGUUUUGGGCUUUAGAAUGGAUUUAGACCAAUUGUAAGGCAAGGGUCUUAUAAAGGACGUCAAAUAACUUCACCAUACCGAAAACGACGUUUGAAUUCAUUGUAUUCUUCGAAUUAUGAGCAAAAAUGUAAAUUUAUUGGAAAACCACGCAAAUGUUGUUAAUUUCGAGGUUUUUAAAUAAGCUUUCUGAAAAGUUGGAUUGUUUGAAAAAAUUUGCUCAAUGCUUAUAACGAUACUAGAUGUUACUACCAAGGUAUACAAACAACAACGGAACCUUAAAAUCAUCUAGAGGCUUUGUUCGGUCGGGACCGAACUAUGGAGCGUGUGGACUGUAAUUUUGGUGACGGCAGACUCUCGGGUGCGGUCACCCUUGGUGGACAACGGAGGAACCACUUUUUGGAGGCGGAAUAGGAUGGAGCGCGGAUUGAAACGUAUGAAUUACUAAACUAAACUUCUAUUUCUCUGCAUAGUUCACAAACGAUUCGCGGUCGGGGGUUUGCUUCCUCGGAAGCCGGUUCGGGGUUCGCGUCGGAUCGCGUCGAGGUUGGGCGAAACUUGUCCUCGCGUGUCGUACGCCUCCUUCUCGGACGGGAGGUGGAUCAAGAAUGCUGCUGACGUCGUGGUGUGGAGCAAAACUAGCGGUACCUUCGGUUGUCGUUGCACGCGCCGUUUUCCCUCCACUUUGUGUGUGUGGUUUGUUUUGUUUAGCGCUCCCUUCAGGAACGCUCGAGUGCACGCUAAACUCAUUCCGGACGGAACAGGCUUGGUGGUGGAAGUGUUAAAUUAAAAUCCACUUGGAGGCAGAAUGGACCACCCUUAUCCUGCCUUAUAAAAACAAUCAAAAGUUAUGAAAUUUGGAUUAAAUGGAUUAUUUCACUCCUGGUAGCUUCACAAAUAACGUUUAAUGCAACAUUAGUUGAUUUUUUAGUUGUUUUGAUGAUUAUUUGUAAAAAUAGUGUCCGUUUUCAACAUAUUAACACUAUUUUCAAAAAUGUUUUGGUAAGUGACUAUUUUUAUUAAAGUGGUCUAACUUCAUGGAAACUAUGUAAGAAAGGUACCUUAAGUCAUUUCUUAUCUCUAAGGUGGCCCAUUCUGCCCCGCACCCUGGAAAAGUAGUCGAAAAAACUUUUUUUUUAAAGUGGCUCAAAAAUAGUUUUAAUCUAAAACAUGUAAUCAACCAAGUAUACAACAUUGAAGGGAACAUCCCAAAGCAUAAGCCUACUAUACUGAAUUCAUAAGUUUUCAUGUUUUUCUAUGGUUUUUGGCGUAUUUUACUUAGGCGGGCCAUUCUGGUGGAUCGAAGCAAACUGUGCCUGUGGUCGGACGCGUUUUUUGUUUGCUGUCAUUUUUGACCUCCCGUUUAUCUUUGAAAUUUUCUUUAAAAUGUGCAAAAUUAGUUAAAAUAAGAAGACUUUGUUACUCGGGUGCCAAACACUAACAGCGGAACUGGUGGAAGUGCGUCGAAAGUUAUUUUCGAGGAACAUUGGAAAUUCGACUUCCACGACUACGGAAGCAAAAAAGGCAGGAACAACAUUCGAAAAGUGACCUUUAACGAAGAGUUCCUGUGUGUCCAGUUUUAGUUCCUGCCACAUAAGAUCCAGGACGGCGUUGGUUUUGGAUGGCCUUGCUGACAACAGCGUCAAUCAAGAAUGACUGAAGUAGGUGUGGGUGAUGUUCAUCGUCUGGCCACUUCAGAGUCAUGUGACGCUUGACGCUUGCCGUAUAUCGUGGGAUACCAUGUCCGCUGCCGGGAGUUCUGCUGAUCAAACAGAUUCAAAACAAGAAUUCAAGAAAAACGAAGAUUCGAGUGGAACAUAACGAGACGAUUAGGAUUGAGCCGUUUUAGAAGGAUUCGUGUUUUUGGUGAGAGCUUUCCAUUUUUAAAUUUCAAAUAACCCAUACAUCCACUCUAACCUUCAAACAUUUCACUGAAGACAACUACGCCAACUAUAUUAUAUACGCGGUAGGGCAGCGGUUCUCAACCUGGGGUACAUGUACCCCUGGGGGUACCACGAGCGGUCUCAAGGGGUACCGGAAGACAAACCCCGUAAUGGCGGACAUUUGAAUGAUAUCCCGGCCAAAUAUUUGAGAGAAGCAAAAACCAACAGAUUAGAAACAAAAAAAUAACGCAACAUUUUAUUUUUUUGUAGAUUAUUUAAUUUACUUCGUUUUUGCUAAUCGAAAAAAAGGCAAAGCAAUCCACUUUAACGACCCCCGGGUCUUUUGUGGUCUCUGUUGCAAGUUUCUGCUCAUUUCUAGGCGUCCGAAGGUUAUGUGUGGUGAGUCACCCAAAACCUCUUUUACGCAAAUGGAUCGACGUUUUACUUCCCCAUCCGAUAGAAGGCCAGGAGGAUAAGGCGGGAAUCGAGCCCGCGCUCCAUAGCAACUUAGGGAUCGGCAGCCGAAGCCGCUAACUACCGCGCCACGAGGCCCCAACAACAACAGUGGAACAGCUGUUUUAGCCUUGUUACUGUACAAUAUUUGGAUAUUUUUAAUAGUUUCGGAUAGAACAGACACAGAACAUCUGAAAAAGUGCAUCGUUUUCCAAAUUUCAAGCUUUAAAGUGCUCUAAAAACUUCUGUCCCUAUUCAUACUGUAGUCCCGAUUCACCCCAGAUGACGGUAAGGAUUUUUUUUAGAGAUGCAAAAUAUUUGAUUUUUUCAAUUGAAAAUAGUUACAACUCGAAAACUUAACUUUAUCAAAAAAAAUUUUAGUUAAAUUUACAAUAUUUUCAAUUCAGCAGGAAAGAAAAAAUGAAUCGAAGAAAAGUAGGGGAAGGUGGGGCAAGAGGAACAAUCGCUCGUAUGGCCGUAAUUUUUUACAAUUUUGAUGUUUCCAGUAUGAGGAAUUGUUGCUAGCAAUGCAAUUAGUUGAUUCUACUACCACAUAACCGCCAAAACAACGUAAACGCCACGGGGCAUAAGAUUGAAUGAAUUUUUUUUUCAAAACCUUUGUUUCAUUAUAAUAUUUGGAAAGUACAAAAUAAGGCUUAGGGUUCGUUUUAAGGCUCAUUUUAUCAAAAUGCAUUUUUUCCUGGAUCAGUAGUGUCCCUACCAAUGAUUUGCACCUAUUAUAAAGUAUGUUUUAUCAUUUCGUUGCUUUUUAUUGAAAGCUUUCAAAAAACCUUGUUUAAGUGGGGCAAGUGUACCACAUGGAUUUUAAGAAUGGAACAAAUAACGAAUUGCUGCAAAAACAUAUUUUAUUGGGAUAUUGAUGCAUAAAAGUACAUAAAAACUAAUAAAAAAUGUUUAAAAAAAUGUUCAUGCAAAAUAUAGCAAUAUUAUAAAAAAAAUCCAUUUAUCUACAAAAAGUAAUUAUUUUUUCGAAAAUCGAUCAAAUUAUUAGUAAAAUUAAAGAAACGUAUCAAAUACAAUCUAAUCUGAAUUGUAAGCAAAAUAACAUGCUAUUAUAUGGAUUGUUCCUCUUGCCCCAACGGGUUGUUCGUCUUGCCCCACUAGUUGAGUAAAACGUACUGAAAAUCAAUAAUUUUAAUCUAUUUUUUAUCGUGAAAAACUGGAUUUUUUAGAAACUUGUUCUAUCAAAGUCUUAGUCAAGACCUGGGAUAAGAUGACUAUCAAAAAAUUCGACAGAUUUUUUUGAACGUUUUAAAUGGAUUUUAACGAGCAUUUCCUUAGCUUGCCCCACUUUCCCCUACAUGGGCAUUGUUUGGCCUACCCAGUACUUGUUUUAAAACAAUU